Micromonas pusilla CCMP1545 is the source of this 4227-nucleotide messenger RNA. Its product is annotated as SNF2 super family. Bases 1 to 4227 code for a protein of 1408 amino acids. Gene Ontology annotation, biological process: replication fork processing; DNA repair. Gene Ontology annotation, cellular component: nuclear replication fork. The record is from RefSeq and is a predicted model, not a curated record. The transcript has a single exon. Gene Ontology annotation, molecular function: ATP binding; ATP-dependent chromatin remodeler activity; nucleic acid binding. NCBI's taxonomy places the organism in Eukaryota, Viridiplantae, Chlorophyta, Mamiellophyceae, Mamiellales, Mamiellaceae.
AUGGCGCGCGAAGGCUUCUCUGGGCACGACGCGCCGCCGUCCGCGACGCCGAUGCACCCGGUAUUCAUCCGCCGCGAGAGCAACGACGGCAUUCCGCGCCCGCAACACGCGCGACCGCGGUCGCCGCCGCGUCGGUCGUCCGGCGGAGCCCCGCGCGCGACGGUGCCACGUUCGAUCCAUCACGCCGGGGGCGGCCAACAGAGACAACAACCGCCGACGCAUCAGUGCGUCGGCGCGGAGCUCAUCGCCGCGGACGCGUUCUUGCUCUGGUGCGCGAUGGACCGCUCGCUGCGCGUCGUCGAAGCGCUCAAAGCGAUCGGCAUGGACCCGCGCGAGGGCGUGUACACGUUCGACGACGCGACGUUGCGGGCGGAGCGCGAGAGACGACUCCGCGGCGGGGACGCGGCGGCGGCGGCGGCGGCGGCGACGACGUCGAAAUUGCGCCACGUGGCAAACUCCAAGCAAGCGAUGGCGUGCUCGCGCGCGAAGAACUGCUACCUCAUGUGUUGGGAGUACCCGCUCGCGGCGUACAAGCCGAUCGUCGCGGAGCUCAAACGACGUUCGGUGAUCAAUCAGGCGUACGUCGUCGAGGGGAAAAAAGCGCCGGCGAACAGCGCGAUGAUUCCUCCGUCCACCUACCGCGCGAUGACGAAAUCGUUCGCGUCCGUGUGCGAAGACGAGGUCGAAGAGCGCUACGAGUCGCUCCCGCGGCGGCUCCGCGACGCGAUGUAUCCGUUCCAAGUCGAGGGCGUCAAGUUUGCGCUGUCGAGGAACGGCCGGUGUUUCCUCGCGGAUCAGAUGGGCGUCGGGAAGACGAUCCAAGCGCUCGCGGUCGGCGCCGCGUACCUCCACGAGGGGCCUCUGCUGAUCAUCGCUCCCGCGUCGUUGCGCCUGACGUGGGCGCGCGAGUGCGAGCGCUGGAUCCCGGAGCUCAGGCCGAAGAAUUUACACGUCAUCAACGGAACGUCGGACACGAAAUUGCGCGGCGAACGCGGGGAUCUGUUCGCGUCGUUGAAGGCGACGGCGGCGGCGCGCGCGGCGUACUCCGCGGGAUCGAACGGCGACGAACCGAAACCGACACGUUUCCAGCGUUACGAUGAUGAAAUUGACGACGACGAGCGAGACGACGACGACGGCGACGACGCGUACUUUGCCGCGCUCGCGACGCAGGUAGCGACCAAGGCGAUGAAAACCGCCGCCGCCGCCGCGUUCGCGCCUCGCGUCGUCGUCGCCUCCUACCACAUGGUCGCGAGGCUUCGAGACAAGUUCAGGAGCGUGCGAUGGGGCGCCGUCGUCGUGGACGAGUCGCACACGCUGCGCACGACGACGGGAAGGGGAGAAGUCGAUCACACGGAGGUGACCUUGGACAUCAUUCGGAGCACGAAACGCGCGGUGCUCGCGACGGGGACGCCGUCGCUGUCUCGACCGUACGACGUGUUCAACCAGGUGGACGCGCUCCAACCCGGGUGCCUGGGGUCGGAUAAGCACGAGUUCGCGAGCACGUACUGCGAGCGGCAGUGGGUCGCGGAUAACCCGUACUCCGGGACGAGUCACCUGAGCGUGUCCGGGGGCGAGCGGCUGUUCGAGCUGAACGUUUUGUUGCGUCACGCGGUGAUGAUUCGACGAAUGAAAAAAGACGUCGUCGGCGACUUGCCUCCGAAGCGACGGCAGGUUGUCUUGAUCGACUGCGAGGGCUUAGACGGCAAGAGAGCGGGAGGAGCGGGAAAGAAAACGCACGGUGCGAGUCAGGAAGAGGAAGAGGAGGAGGAGGAGGAGGACGAAUUGGACGAGCUCGACGUGAUCGAGCCGUUGGCGCCGGACGAGGAGCGACGGAGCGGCUCCGGCGCCGCCGGCGGACGCGGCGGCGGACGCGGCGCCGCCGCCGGUGGCGAAGCGAAAAAAUCCAAAGCGCAGGCGGUCGCGCUGCAAAAACUCGCCGGGUGCUGCGACUGGCUCCGCGAGCACCUCGGGCUGCGACGCGACGCGAACGCGAACGCGAGCGCGGACGCGGACGACGUCGCGGAGGCGGAGCGCGCCCGCGUCGUCAUCUUCGCGCAUCACAAGGAAGUCCUCGACGCGAUUCAGCGAGAGGUGCUCGAUCCCCUCGGCGUGGUCCCAGCGACCGGCGCGGACGCCGCCGCCGCGGGCGCGCACGCGCGCUUUCUCCCUUCGUUCGUCCGCAUCGACGGCUCGACCCCGAACGCGGAGCGCGGCGAGGCGGUGGAUCGGUUCAGGGACGACGAGCGGUGCGUCGCGGCGCUCAUCUCCAUCAAAGCCGGAGGGACCGGGUUGGAGUUUCAAAAAGCCUCCGUCGUCGUCUUCGCGGAGCUGCCCGAGAGCGCCGCGGACGUCGAGCAAGCGGAGGAUAGGGUCCACCGUCGCGGUCAAAAGGGCAGCGUGAACGUGUACUUCUUAGUCGCGCACGGGUCCGCGCUCGCGAGGAUCGACGACGCGCGGUGGAACUCGAUCGAGAGGAGUUUGAACCGCGUGCGGCAAGCCGUCGACGCGGAGGAGGCGGCGGACGCGAAAGGGCUGAAACCGGACGCGAUCGGCGCGGACUCGCUGCUCCCGGAGCCCGGCGUGGGCGAGGGGAUGGAGGCGCGCGAGGGGAUGGAGUACGCCUGGGGGACCCUAGAAGACCCCGUGGAGACGCGGCCGGAGAGGGACGGAGAAGGAGAGAUCCAGAGUCAAGGCGACGACGGCGGCGAUUCCGCGCUCGCGCUCCCUCCGCCGCCGAGCGAUUUGUGGUUCGAACUCUCCCCGCACACCGGACGCGUGCACUUGCACUCCCGCGAAGACGGCUCCGCGCCGCGCGGCGAGAGCUUCGCGCAGAACGACGUGCGCCGCAUCGCUGCCGUGAUCGCCGACGCGAUCAAGGGAUCCACGCGUCUCGGGGUCCCUCCCGCGGUCGCGGUGUCGGACGCCGCCGACGACGACGCGUUACCGCCGUCGCUUCGAAACGACCCGCCCGCGAUACUCGCCGCGUGGACGUUCGUCAGGGAGAUCGACGCGCUGUACGCGGCGGAUAAGAACAGGUUAUCGCAGGCGCACGUCGCGACGCGGUCGCCGGUGAACGACACGCUCGGCGCGAUGAGCAUCGAGAGUAAGAACGGCGGCGGCGGCGGCGGCGGCGCGGCGGGCGAGGGGAAGUCGACGACGCGGCACGGCGACGGGAAACGAAAGCCGAUGCCGGAGAACGCGGAGUGGCGGCCGGUCGCGGUUCGGUGCGGGCGCACGGGGAGGGACGUCGAGGAGCGGCUCGAGCCCGUGAGCGGGAGCGGCGAGCCGCUGUGUUUGCAGUGCAUGCGAGUGCGGGCGGCGCCGGCGGCGGUGGCGGUGGUAGCGGUGGCCGCGGCGGCGCCGACAAAGGCGACGCCGGCGCUCGCGCACGCGACGGCGAAAGCCGCGGUGCUGUCGUGCAAAGCCGACUUGUACUGCUCGCGCGAGUGCUUCGAUAUCGACUCGCAGACGAAGAGCGCGUCGAAGCUCAGACGCGCGCUGUACGAGCGCGAGCGCGGGGUGUGUCGUCUGUGCGGGUGGGACGCGAGCGCGUGCGUGAAGAGGAUCGCGGUGAUGCGUUCGCGGGCGAAGCGCCGCGAGGCGAUUUUGGAGGAUUGCCCGGCGUUUGGGGAAAAAGGCGGCAAGGCGCUCCUGGACAGACUCGUCAUGACCGCGUGGGAGGGCUCGGCGUGGCACUUCGAUCAUGUCGUCGCCGUGUACGAAGGCGGUGGGGAGUGUACGGUCGAUAACGGCCGGACGCUGUGCGUUUUAUGUCACAAGAAGCACUCCGCCUCGCAAAAGAAGCGGUGGGCGGCGGAGCGUCAAAAGAGACGCAAGGAGGAGGAGGCCAGACGCGAGGAAGAGGAGCGGAAAGCGAAAGUCGCGAGAGGGAUGAAGUUCAUCGCGGAAGCGACCGCGAAGAUCACGAAGAAGAACCUCCGAGACUGCGGCAUCGUGUCGUCGGACGAGGACGAGAACGACGUCGACGAGGGCGCGAAAGCGGCGGCGAAAGCGGCGCCGCCGCCGAGGGAGCCGCAGCCCGAGCCCGACCCGGAAAUUUGCGACUACGCCGGCGGCACCGAGCUGUUCGAUCCCGCGGACGAGGACGAGGAGGACGAGGACGAGGACGAGGACUUCGAGAACAUGGACGAGGACUUCGAGAACAUCAUGCCGACGCAGGCUGCGCCCGCGGCGGCGACUAUAGGAAGAAAGAAAGUGAAGCGAUGA